AAUCGAACAAUAACAUUAAACAAAAUCUCAGCAAUUAAAAAAAUAAAACCAACAUAAAUAAUUUCCAAAAUGGAAUGGUAUGUGGGUACUGAAUGGCAACUCGAACGUAAGGGUUUACACAAAAAGGUGCAGGCACUGGAAUUCACUAAAGUGGAAAAGCCCAAUCAAGUGGCUAAAGUAGUAAUUUAUGUUAAACGUGUAGAAAAUCUCAAGGAAAGGGAAACACAGUGGCUAAAUGAAAAUACUCUAAACACUGAUCAAAACAUGGAAAUGGGUACGGCCAUAACACCCAUUGACUAUUACUUAGAGAUAUUGGUGCAGCAAAUGAUGUUGGGUGAAACGGCAGAGUGCACAGUGAAAACCAAAACACCUGGGGAAGAGGUAAAGAUAAUCUUGACGUUACAAGAAAUUAAAGAAACAAAGGGAAUUCAACAGUUAACAGUACCAGAAAUGUAUAAUUUGGCUUUGAAAUAUAAAGAGAAUGGAGUGAAAAUGUUCAAAAAGUAUCCCAUAUUUGCCCACGAAUACUUUACUAAAGCUGCCAAGUGCUUAAUAUCGUACAAGAGUUUUGAGGGUUUAACCAAAAAACAAGAUGGUGUAGCAGGCAAAGAUAUGCAGGAUCUGUUCAUACAAAUACAAACCAAUUUGGCCGCUUGUCUGCUCAACGAAAAACGUUACGAUGAUGUGGUGUAUCAAACAAAUUUCGUAGACACUAUGAAUAAUCCCUCGGAGAAAAGCAUUUAUCGUCGUGCCACGGCCUAUUACCACAUGAACGAAUUUGAAUUGGCCCAAAAGACAAUUGAGAAGGUAGCUGAUUAUAAGAAUAAAAAAGAUUUUGUCAACUUGCAUCAGAAAAUCUUAAAUAGUUGGAAGAAUAGUAAUGCUCAGUAUAAGGGUAUGGUACAAAAAAUGUUUGGUUAAAUUUUAAAAUUUAUUUAAAUAUAAUAAAAAAAAGAAAACUAUAAAUUUAAGAAAA
Calliphora vicina (urban bluebottle blowfly) is the source of this 976-nucleotide messenger RNA. RefSeq names its product Bride of doubletime (gene Bdbt). The coding region runs from base 70 to 921 and encodes 283 amino acids. Gene Ontology annotation, molecular function: protein binding. The transcript has a single exon. NCBI's taxonomy places the organism in Eukaryota, Metazoa, Arthropoda, Insecta, Diptera, Calliphoridae. The record is from RefSeq and is a predicted model, not a curated record.